Molecule: messenger RNA, 4436 nt
Organism: Mesocricetus auratus (golden hamster)
Lineage: Eukaryota; Metazoa; Chordata; Mammalia; Rodentia; Cricetidae
Gene: Sema3b
Product: semaphorin 3B
Exons: 18
Coding region: 1777-4026 (749 amino acids)
Biological process (GO): semaphorin-plexin signaling pathway; neural crest cell migration; axon guidance
Molecular function (GO): chemorepellent activity; semaphorin receptor binding
Source: RefSeq, a predicted model, not a curated record
AUUUCCAAAAGGAAAAGCCAAAGCCUUGGCAGGCUGUGCUGUUGAUGGACAGUCUGCAGGAGGAACCCAGGCAGACCUGUACUAGUGGAUGUCCCAGAUGUCCCUGAGCAGGGGCGUAAGCAGGGGCCCAGCUGCCUCUCCUGGUUUCAGACCCAGAUCAAGAUUGCCUUAUUCCGGAGUCGUGAGGAGUCUGGUAGUGUCACCUGGAUUCCAUCACCUGCGGUGCUGCCUCUAAGGGGCCCCCCUCCCCCCCACCUGACACGAUGAAACCGGGGACUAGGGGGUAGAAAAGAGAUCUCGUGAAGAGCCUGCUGCCCAUCCCAUCCUCUUCCAGGGAGGAGACAUAGCUGCAGGAGCCUGGCUUGAGCGGGCCAGAAACAGUUCAUUCCCUUGAGCUGGGAACCGAGUGUCGGGUUGUCAGAACGAUAAUGGGUUCUGGUGCUGUCUCCCAGGGUGAAUACCUGCUCUGGUGCAGGAAAUAAAGGAAGUGUGACCUGGGCCCCUAGGCCUGGAGAACUGGAGGCAGUCUGGGCACACUGGGGACACAGCGGGGGUGGGCAGGGGCCUCAAAGGCACUUGCUGAUCUUGGCUGCUGGGUGGAAAAUUGUAAACAGCCAAAGAAUGUUGUUUGCUUGCAUGAGGCCAGAGGAGGCUGCCCAGGUCCAUGGGGAGAGGCAGCUAGCCCAGGAGCAGGGCAAGUCCUCAUCCUAGAAGUCUCGAGUUCCUCUAGGCUCCCUCCUGAAUGCCCUAGUCUCUCCUACUGCCACUAGAUAGGCAGGCCAGGAACACUGGGUCCUGAGGCAAGGCCUCAUAGUAGACUCCUGGGAAGAUAAGUCACCCCUUAUCUCUGCCUGUGUCCCUUUAUCUCUGACUGGAUGACACCCAGGCAGUUUGUAGCAAAACUGCACAGCUGAAGUGCCCCAGCACCUGUGACAUGUAACCAAGGCUGGAGGCCUCCUGACCGCUGAGGCCCUGCUAUCAGCCUUGGGGAGACUGAGGCCAUAUCCAGCCCCUUUAAAGUGCUCCUAAGAGUGAAAACAGGGAGUGUUUUCCAGAACAGGCUACUGGACAAGACCCCGGGUACCUUCCAAUCUGGGCACCAAAGCCAAGUGUAGGGGUCUGUCCUGUGUGAAAGCUGUCUGCCUGACACCUGCAGGGGGUCUGUCCUGUGUGAAAGCCGUCUGCCUGACACCUGGCCCAGCAUUUGAGAAGCAGAGACAGGAGGAAGAGGAGUUGAAGGCCACCAUUUACUACACAGCAAGUUGGAAGUUAGCCCAGUCUUCAGGAGACCCUGUCUUCAAACGAAGAAAAAUAACCCUGCAGAACUCCCCUCGGGUACCUGACUCUGGGCUCAAUGGGCAGGGCAGUCUUCCCAGCUUGGAAGAGAAGCAGGAGUCCACCGCUAUCCACCUGCUCACAGUCUGCCCGAGCGCCAGCCAGGCUGGGCUCUCGGACUGGGCCCACACUCUCUCUCGGCUGAAGUGAGAUUUUCUGCAUUCUCCCCGCCCCUCUGCCUGGCUGUCAUCUCUGCUGCUGCUUCGGGCCAGACAGCUGAAGGUUUAGGAGGUCCAAGAGAGGUUCAGUUGGUAAGGAAGCAGCUGGGGCCCAGAAGAGGGGAGAGUGCCUUCCCUGACCUCUGACCCACCUAUCCCAGCCAGCUCCUGGGAGGGAACUCAUCCCUCAGCUGUGGAGGGACAGAUCCUGGGGCAGAGUCCAGGGCAGCUGAAGGCUCCUCCACACACGCCUGCUGAACCCUGAGCGCCCUGAGCUGCCGGCAUGGGGCGGGCUGAGGCCGCCGCCAUGAUCCCAGGCCUGGCUCUUCUCUGGGCAGUGGGGCUCGGGGACGCUGCCCCUAACCUUCCCCGCCUUCGCCUCUCCUUUCAAGAGUUACAGACCCAGCAUGGUAUCCGAACCUUCAGGCUGGAGCGAACCUGCUGUUAUGAAUCCUUGCUGGUGGAUGAGGAGCGUGGACGCCUGUUUGUUGGUGCGGAGAACCAUGUGGCUUCCCUCAGCCUGGAUAACAUCAGCAAGAGAGCCAAGAAGCUGGCCUGGCCGGCCCCCGUGGAAUGGCGAGAAGAGUGUAACUGGGCAGGGAAGGACAUUGGUACGGAGUGCAUGAACUUUGUGAAGCUGCUGCAUGCCUAUAACCACACCCACUUGCUGGCCUGUGGCACAGGGGCCUUCCAUCCAACCUGUGCAUUUGUGGAGGUGGGCCACCGGCUGGAGGAACCCAUGCUGCGACUGGACCUGAAGAAACUGGAGGAUGGCAAGGGAAAGAGUCCUUAUGACCCGAGGCAUCGGGCUGCCUCCGUGCUGGUGGGGGGAGAACUGUACUCAGGGGUGGCAGCAGACCUCAUGGGCCGGGACUUUACCAUCUUUCGCAGCCUGGGCCAGAAGCCGAGUCUCCGGACAGAACCCCAUGACUCCCGCUGGCUUAAUGAACCCAAGUUUGUCAAGGUCUUCUGGAUCCCAGAGAGUGAGAACCCUGACGACGAUAAAAUCUAUUUCUUUUUCCGUGAAUCUGCAGUGGAAGCAGCACCAGCAAUGGGACGCAUGACUGUGUCUCGUGUUGGCCAGAUCUGCAGGAAUGACCUGGGUGGCCAGCGCAGCUUGGUCAACAAAUGGACCACAUUUCUGAAGGCGAGGCUGGUGUGCUCAGUACCUGGAGUUGAGGGUGACACCCAUUUUGACCAACUUCAGGACGUGUUUCUUCUGUCCUCCCGGGACCGCCCGACGCCGCUUCUCUAUGCCGUCUUCUCCACCUCCAGUGGCGUCUUUCAGGGCUCUGCCGUCUGCGUGUACAGCAUGAAUGACGUGCGCCGAGCCUUCUUGGGACCCUUCGCUCACAAGGAGGGGCCUAUGCAUCAGUGGGUGUCCUACCAGGGCCGUGUCCCCUACCCACGACCUGGCAUGUGCCCCAGCAAGACGUUUGGCACCUUCGGUUCCACCAAGGACCUCCCAGAUGACGUUAUCCAGUUUGCUCGGAACCACCCUCUCAUGUACAACUCAGUCCUGCCUGUGGGGGGGCGCCCUCUCUUCCUCCAAGUGGGAGCUGGGUACACCUUCACCCAAAUCGCUGCAGACCGCGUGGCAGCUGCUGAUGGCCACUACGAUGUUCUCUUCAUUGGCACAGACGUGGGCACAGUGCUGAAAGUGAUCUCAGUCCCCAAGGGCAGCCGGCCUAACUCUGAGGGACUUCUCCUGGAAGAGCUGCAGGUGUUUGAGGACUCUGCCACCAUCACCAGCAUGCAAAUCUCCUCUAAAAGGCACCAGCUCUACAUAGGAUCACCGAGUGGGGUGGCCCAGAUUGCGUUGCACCGCUGCACUGCCCUAGGCCGCGCCUGCGCAGAAUGCUGCCUGGCCCGUGACCCUUACUGUGCUUGGGAUGGAUCGACCUGCACACGCUUCCAGCCUACUGCCAAGAGGAGAUUCCGGAGGCAAGACAUAAGGAAUGGUGACCCCAGCACUCUGUGCUCCGGGGAUUCCUCUCACCCUGCGCUGUUGGAGCGGAAGAUCUUAGGAGUGGAGAGUGGCAGCGUCUUUCUGGAGUGUGAGCCUCGCUCGCUACAGGCGCAUGUGCAGUGGACCUUCCAUCGUGCGGGGGAGGCGGCUCACACCCAGGUGCUGGCUGGUGAGAGGGCCGAGCCUUCUGCGCGGGGGCUGCUGCUGCGCGGUCUGAGGCGCCAGGACUCUGGCGUGUACCUGUGCGUCGCGGUGGAGCAAGGCUUUUCACAGCCACUGCGCCGCCUGGUGCUGCACGUGCUGAGUGCGGUACAGGCCGAACGGCUGGCGCGGGCUGAGGAGGCAGCAGCCCCCGCAGCACCAGGCCCUAAACUCUGGUACCGGGACUUUCUGCAACUGGUGGAGCCAGGCGGCAGCGGAGGGGCAAACUCCCUGCGAAUGUGCCACCCGCAGCCCGGACCCCACUCUGUGGCAACGGAAUCGCGUCGUAAGGGUCGCAACAGGCGGAUGCACGCCUCCGAGCUGCGUGCUGAGCGUGGGCCACGUAGUGCAGCACACUGGUGACUGGGUUGUCAUCACACCGGGGACCAGGCUGGAUGUGACACUCAGAAGAGGGGGCACACAGACAUGAGUUGUGGCUGGGGCACACUGAGGUCCUUGGACCAGUAGAAACACCUAACUCAUACAUAGGCCCUGACCAAAGGGUAGCCGAGCCAGCUUAUUUAUUAACAAGAUAACCCGCCAAUGUAGCCUCAGAAGCGUGGCCCAGGCUCAAUUCAGGAUCUAGCCUGGAGGGAGGGGACAGAGAAGUGGGGCUCUGGAGUAGACCAGGGCCCCGGAGCUGUCUUGGGUGCCUGCCCUGGGGGAAGCAUUCUCUUGGGCAGUGAGCAGGAAGCUGUAGCAGAUUAGACUGUGGGUUGGAGUGAGGCAGGGCACCUGUACUAAAGUAAUGCAAUAAACACAUUAUCAGAUGA